This is a messenger RNA of Loxodonta africana (African savanna elephant), 8158 nucleotides long. RefSeq names its product zinc finger and BTB domain containing 16 (gene ZBTB16). The transcript is spliced from 7 exons. Gene Ontology annotation, cellular component: nucleus. Gene Ontology annotation, molecular function: protein binding. The coding region runs from base 325 to 2346 and encodes 673 amino acids. Lineage: Eukaryota; Metazoa; Chordata; Mammalia; Proboscidea; Elephantidae. The record is from RefSeq and is a predicted model, not a curated record. Gene Ontology annotation, biological process: regulation of gene expression.
GCAGGGGAGGGGGCUCGGCGUUGACGUGGGACGCUGCGGAGGCGCCGCUGCCGGUGGUGAUUUGCUAACCUCGCAUCAGAGAGGAGUUGAAGGCAAUGAGAGCGGGUACUGUGAACUGCCGGGCGAUGCCGCCGCUGCCGCCGUGAUACCGAGAGCAACAGUUCCCCAGCAGCACCCCUCCCAGACACAGCACACACCCCCACAGGCACGCACACCCACCCCACAGCGCCCGACUCGGCAGCGUUGGCCCCAGAAACCCACCCUGUCCCGCCACGCAGAGCCCAGAAGGAAAGAGAGCCUCAUGCCUGAGCCGCAGGGUGCGCCAUGGAUCUGACAAAGAUGGGCAUGAUCCAGCUGCAGAACCCCAGCCACCCCACAGGGCUCCUGUGCAAGGCCAACCAGAUGCGACUGGCGGGGACUCUGUGCGAUGUGGUCAUCAUGGUGGACAGUCAGGAGUUUCAUGCCCACCGGACGGUGCUGGCCUGCACCAGCAAGAUGUUUGAGAUCCUCUUCCACCGCAACAGCCAGCACUAUACUCUGGACUUCCUCUCGCCAAAGACCUUCCAACAGAUUCUGGAGUAUGCAUACACUGCCACCCUACAGGCCAAGGCAGAGGACCUGGAUGAUCUGCUGUAUGCAGCCGAGAUAUUAGAGAUAGAGUACCUGGAGGAGCAGUGCCUGAAAAUCCUGGAGACCAUCCAGGCCUCAGAUGACAAUGACAAUGAGGCCACCAUGGCGGAUGGUGGGGCCGAGGAAGAAGAGGACCGCAAAGCUCGGUACCUCAAGAACAUCUUCAUCUCGAAGCAUUCCAGCGAGGAGAGUGGGUAUGCCAGUGUGGCUGGACAGAGCCUCCCUGGGCCCAUGGUGGACCAGAGCCCUUCAGUCUCCACCUCUUUUGGUCUUUCAGCAUUGAGCCCCACCAAGGCUGCAGUGGACAGUUUGAUGACCAUAGGGCAGUCUCUCCUGCAGGGAACUCUCCAGCCUCCUGCAGGGCCUGAUGACCCAACUCUGGCUGGGGGCGGGCGGCACCCUGGGGUGGCCGAGGUGAAGACGGAGAUGAUGCAGGUGGAUGAGGUGCCUAGCCAGGAGAGCCCUGGGGUAGCCGAGUCCAGUAUCUCAGGUGGGAUGGGAGACAAGGCUGAGGAAAGGGGCAAAGAGGGGCCUGGGACUCCUACUCGGAGCAGUGUCAUUACCAGUGCCAGGGAGCUGCACUACGGGCGAGAGGAAAGUGCUGAGCAGCUGCCACCCUCGGCUGAGGCUGGCCAGGCCCCCCCUGGCCGACCAGAGCACCUUGUGCCCCCAGCUGAAAAACAUCUGGGCAUCUACUCUGUGUUGCCCAACCACAAGGCUGAUGCGGUGUUGAGCAUGCCGUCCUCAGUGACCUCUGGCCUCCACAUGCAGCCUACCCUGGCUGUCUCUAUGGACUUCAGCACCUAUGGGGGGCUGCUGCCCCAGGGCUUCAUCCAGAGAGAGCUGUUCAACAAGCUGGGCGAGCUGGCUGUGGGCAUGAAGUCAGAGAGCCGGGCCAUGGGCGAGCAGUGCAGCGUGUGUGGGAUUGAGCUUCCUGACAAUGAGGCUGUGGAACAGCACAGGAAGCUGCACAGUGGGAUGAAGACAUACGGGUGUGAGCUCUGCGGGAAGCGCUUCCUGGAUAGUUUGCGACUGAGAAUGCACUUACUGGCUCAUUCAGCGGGUGCCAAAGCCUUUGUCUGUGAUCAAUGCGGUGCCCAGUUUUCAAAGGAGGAUGCGCUGGAGACACACAGGCAGACUCAUACCGGCACAGACAUGGCUGUCUUCUGUCUGCUGUGCGGGAAGCGUUUCCAGGCGCAGAGUGCGCUCCAGCAGCACAUGGAGGUCCACGCGGGUGUGCGCAGCUACAUCUGCAGCGAGUGCAACCGCACGUUCCCCAGCCACACCGCCCUCAAACGCCACCUGCGCUCACAUACAGGCGACCACCCAUAUGAGUGUGAAUUCUGUGGCAGCUGCUUCCGGGACGAGAGCACACUCAAGAGCCACAAACGCAUCCACACGGGCGAGAAACCCUAUGAAUGCAAUGGCUGUGGCAAGAAGUUCAGCCUGAAGCACCAGCUGGAGACGCACUAUAGAGUGCACACAGGUGAGAAGCCCUUUGAGUGUAAGCUGUGCCACCAGCGCUCCCGGGACUACUCAGCCAUGAUCAAGCACCUGCGAACGCACAACGGCGCCUCACCCUACCAGUGCACCAUCUGCACAGAGUACUGCCCCAGCCUCUCCUCCAUGCAGAAGCACAUGAAGGGCCACAAGCCCGAGGAGAUCCCGCCCGACUGGAGGAUAGAGAAGACGUACCUCUACCUGUGCUAUGUGUGAAAAGGGGCCCCGCGGCGGCGGAGGGGGAGUGAGAAGCAAGAAAAGAAGAAUUAGAGCGAGAUGAAGUUGAGGAAGGACUGUGCAGGAAAAAAAAAAAAGAGAGAGAAGAGGAAAGAAACCUGAUAGCUGUUUGGCCUUGGCUUCUCCCUGGGGCCCGGAUGACCCGGGUGUCUGGGCCGCUGCUCCCCACCUCUUGGGGCCUCCACUCCCUUUUUUCCUGGCUAGAGGGUUGCCUGGGUUUCUUGGGUGGAGUGGGGGUUGUUUUUCUCUUCCCUCUACCCAAGCCCUCCCUUCAGGUCCAGUAAUGGAGGCUGAGAAGGGGGUGAGAGGCCCUGCGGUCAGAGCCAGUCUCUGCCUGCCCCCUUCCGACUGACUCCUCAGAAGAUGAAUGCUGAGGGAAGGGGAGCAGAAAGGAAGGGCCUAUAGAUGGUGGGGUUGGGCUGGGUCACUGGUUGAUGUGCAAAAUGGCAGCUCUCGUUUGCUGGAGGCAGAUUGAUGGGGGAGAGUCUCUCCUUCCCUUCCCACCAUGCAUUCUUCUGCUGCUUUCCUCCUCCCCUCUGCCAGAUCCCAGUGUCCCUCAUGGUCAUCUUACCUCCCACCCCCUCCCCUAGAUCCUUAUUUCCUGUCUCUUCUUGACUCCUGUCCUCCAAGUCCCCGGGGGCCUCCUAGCCCAUCAGGGACAGGGGUGGUAUCUCCCUCCUCCUCCAGUCCCCUGACUCCAAAGCCCUUACACCCACCCUUAGCUUCCUGAGAAUGCAAAGCAAAAUGAAUUGCAAACCCCAUCCUAGUCAAGCUCCUUCAUGAGCAAGAUGCCUGCUGAGCUACUUUUGCUUCCAAAAGGAAAAACAGAGCAACUCAAUAUAUCCUACCCCCCAAACAAACAAAAAUCCUUAAAACCCUGUUUCGGUCCCUAGGAAGAGAAAUUCGAGAACGGUCUGAUUGUCCAACGGUCUGAUUGUGGAUGAUGUUCUCUGGAUGUGUCCUAUACCUGGAGACCAGGACACCCUUCCCAGGAGCAGCUGGCCAAUGGAGGGAGUGGUUGAGUCAUACUGGGGACCCUCUGAACAUGGGGGCCCAGGUACCCCAGACCUAGUCAACCCAGGUCCAGAGAGUGACACAGAAUUCCUGACUCACAGGGCCCCUCAGUCCACAGAGGAGGAGGAGGAAGGAGAGUCGUCGUUGGAGUUGAAGGCGCUUUGGCCUUGUUUUGUGUUUUGCUUCUUUUCUGUGUCCCCCUGUUAGCACAUUGUACUUGAAUUACCUCAGUUUUUUGUGACCUCAUUAGCUUUUUUAACCCCUGUAUCCCUUUUUUUUUUUGGUUGGGGGUCGGAGGAAUGGGGAGGGUGUUCUUUUCUGUUUCUUGUGUAAAUCAGUAGUUGGUUUUAUAGACUUCAGCCUGCCAACAUUAUCACCCCGUCCCCUAGUGACUAGCCUCCCAGCCAACACUCCAGAAGGAGUUGAGAACCAAGGAUCUGAGUAUGGGCCUGGGGAGUCAGCAGAAGGUGGGUGGAGGGGACACUGCAUUGGGGUCUCGCUGCCCGCAUUGAGGCAGCCAGGAAUCGCUGUUGGCUCUGCCCAGUGCCUCAAGUCACCUGUGCCCAGUGCCGGUUUAGCCUAAAACAUUCUAGAGAAAAUCCCACCUUUCUUGCAAUUUCCUGAGUCAUUCAGGCUUGGGGGCCUCUAUUAUUCAGAUCCUUGUAACUAUGUGGCCCCCUCCCCUUUGUGUAUUAUCAUUUUCAAAAUUAGUAUAUUUUUGUGGCUGGGGGGUGGGGUGACCCAGCCUCUGCUGUGUUGUGUUAGGGUGGGGGUGUUGUUUUUCUAAAAGCUACCUCUUACGUUCGUCCAGUUGUUCUUUUGUUCCCUUCAAGCCUCCCAUUCUGCUGCUCUGCUUCCCCCUAGCCCCCCAGCCUCCACCCUGACUCUCAGAAAGCACACUUGCUGUAUUUGUGUUUGCUUUGGGACGGGUGCUUGCUUGCUCCGUUUCAUCUCAUGCUUUAUUUGCAAGACUUUGUUUUGUUGUUUUGCUUUCCUUUCUCUCUCUGAGAAAGUUGUGGCUGCAUUUAUCUCUUAAGUUUUAAAAAGUGGUUUAGGGAAGCGGUUUUGGGGAGAAGGGUUGUGAGGAACAUAGGGAAGCCGGAGGGAUGGGUGCUGCUGUGACCACCCCCCUGUCCCUCGGCCCCAUCCCUCCUGCCCUCCCCUUCAAUCUCAUCCACCAAAUCUGAAGGCCUUAAAAAUUGUGUGUUGGGGGGAUGCAGAUUGGGGGGAUCAUGCCACUGACCUGUGGAUUGGGGAUGGUAAACUAGGGAGGGGCUGUUUUGCAAUUAUAAUACUUUGGAAAGGAAAAAAAAUGUUAAACUUGAACUAUGUGACUAGAGCAGUUGUCAUGUUUAUAAUGUGAAGAGAGUGAAAUCUUUGUGGGGAGGAGCAGUCUGUAGGAAACCAUGAUGCACUAUUGCUUUCUCCCCCAGCCUAGGAAGAAGGGGGGACAAGCCAGCCCUCAGGGGAUCUGUAAAUCCCAGAAAACAAGAUUUUAAAAAUCAAGAUGUCAUUCAACUUUGGUCGGGAAGGAAGAUAAAAAAUCAAAUUAUUUCAUAGAACUAGCUGACACCUCUCAGUCCCCCACCCUUCCCACCCAGCCUGGGUUCCUUCCCCUGUUCAUUAAAGCUGAGAGGGUUGAACUAGUAUUUACAAAUUGUAAUAUUUUUGUAAUAUUUGUUAGUUCCUUUGUCAGUGCUACAGGACCUUGCCCUUUCCUUUUGUAACGUGAAUAGAAAAAAAAAAAAAAAUCCACCACACCGCCAACAAAAUCACUUUGUACACGUGCACCUGUGUGUGCGCGCAUGUGCUUUCUGUGUGCGAUUGUGUGUUCAAUCAUGCAGUGUUGUUGUAAUCUGGUGUUGCAGCAUUGGAUGGUACUCCAUCAGCACCUGUCUCUCCCACCAAGCCCCAAGGACGCUGCAGAUCCCAGUAGGGCGGUAGGGAGAGAGGGUAGGGGUGUGGUUUCUGAAGGAUACUGGGCAGAUCGCCGUACUUGCUACCCUCACCCAAGAAAGCCCAGAUGCCCUAGAAAGAGUUCCACAUGCCUCUUCCCCAACUUCCUACCCACAGAGACAAAAGAAUUCUCAACUUGACCAGGCCAAAUGGGUGGGGCCGACGAAGGCGUCCCACACCCCUGGUGCUUUGGUGCAGGGUGAGAAGUUACCUGGAGGUUCUGCAUGUGCCUGGAGUGAAGGGGGUUUGGGAAGCCAGGAGGGUUGAGGUUGCUCUCUCCCCAGGUGAGAUCUAAAUAUUUUUACUCUCCUUUUCUUUCUGCUGCCUGGCUCCUUGGGCCACCUCGCUGCCUUUAGCUGUGGUACUGCUGACAACCCUGCUGGCUACUGCCUUAUCCAGCGUAACGAAAUGCCUCCAGCUGGAGUGCCUAAGUUGGUUAAUGGUCCCUUUGCCAUGUCCAGCCCCUACAACUGUGUCCCUUAGUGCUUUUGGUGACAUUCACCCCUUACUCCUAGGCUGUCUUUCCCUGUUCACUCCUUUACUCAUUCAAAGCAUUGAAAUCCUAUGUGUAUAUAGGAUAGACAUAUAUAUAGAUAUAUAUAUAGCAAGAGAGAGAUAUAAAAUAGUAAGUAUCUUUGCUGCUUUGGGCUGCUUUGGAGGAGGCCAGGAGUAUGGGGAAGGUCGAGCUGGGGUGCAAGGGUGUGGGUAGGGAGGCUGAGGGACCCAAUGAUUCAGUACAAUCCAAGGAUGUAACGUGGGCUUGUUUAAUCUUUGUGCCUGAACAGUUUUUCCAUGUUUAGAAAAAAAAAAAUUUGCUGCAAUUUUUCACAAGUGUAUGGUACCUUUCUGGAUGCUACUGGUAUAACUGCUGCAGGAGUGUCAAGACCUGGGAGGGUGAAGGCUUCCCUCCUCACAAGGAGUGAGCACAGGUAGGAGGUGACCUUUGGACUGUGUCCAAUGAGGGGUGGCAGGAGGGAGUUUUGCAGUCUCUUCCUUGGCAAGCUGAAUGGGAUAGAAAGCUCAGGCCACCAGGAUAUAAGACAGCAAAGGAUAAAAAGUCCAGACUGUUCAUUUGUUUUUCCUAGGCCGGUUUUAUAGUCUUUUUUCCCCCUCCCAUCUUGUCACUUCCUUCCUGAAGCUUCUGCUGGCUGGAUUGAAUGGUGGCACUUACCUGGAUAUUUCAGAACGAGGAGAAAAAAAAAAAAAAAAGCCAGGCAAACCCUAUGUGGUGAGAUUGAUGGGUGGUGAAAAAAGGCAGAGACAGCCAGGAGAGAGGGGCACAAGACAAACCAGGGAGGCCAGGUCAGGGGACAAGGGUAGGGGGAGAAGCAUGUAGGCCCCACAAACCUGUGGCCCAGCAGCUGCUGCCUCGCUGAGUCCUUGGCAUCCCACCUUGCAGACAGGGUACCAGCCUCCUGGUGUGUAUCAUAGUAUUUGUUCACAUAGUGUUAUGCAUGAUCUUUGUAAGGUGAAGAAGCCGUGGUGGUGCACCAUGACAUCCGACCCAUAUAUAUAAAGAUAAAUAUAUAUAUAUGUAUGUAAAUUAUAGCACUGAGGGCCCUGCUGCCCUGCUGGACCAAGCAAAACUAAGCCUUUUGGUUUGGGUAUUAUGUUUUGUUUUGUUGUUUGUUUUUUGUGGCUUGUCUGAUGUCGUGACAGCACAAGUGCCAGUCUGAUUGCUCUGUAUUACAGAAUAGUGUUUUUAAUUAAUCGAUGUUCUAGUUCAUGUCUACCUCAGCACCUCCUCUUAGCCUAAUUUUAGGAGGUUGCCCAAUUUUGUUUCUUCAAUUUUACUGGUUACUUUUUUGUACAAAUCAAUCUCUUCUCUCUCUGUCUGACUCUCUCCCUCUCUCUUUCUCUCUCUCUCUGCCCCUUGGUUCCCGCUCUCAUUUCUGUGUGUUCAUCCUCUCUCUCCCUCUUUCCUUCCUCCUGGUCCCCUGGCUCCCAGUCUUGCUUGCUGGUCCUCUCUGUUCUAGUUCCCAAGCAGUUCACCUGAAGUUGUGCGGUCCUGGUUGCAGCUUUCCGCAUCUGCCUUCGUUUCGUGUAGAUUGAUGCGUUUCUUUGUAAUUUCAGUGUUUCUGACAGAUUUUAAAAAAAAGGAAAAAAAGAAAAAUGGAUUUACUGCUGCAGGUUUUUUUCUCUCUCCAUGUGUCACUAAGUGAAGUUUGUGCCUUCUAUAGCAAAGAGAAUAUUUUUUACAUCCUACUAACAGUAGAUUUUUUUGUAGUGAACAUUUUUUGUAUUUUUAUUUAUAAGUCUCAUAAGAAAAAUAGCAAUGUUCAGUUGUAUACCUUGAAUCUGCAGUUAGAAGAGAAUAAAGUUAAUUCAGUUGUCUCUGGAUUGAAGUGUACUUUGUUUUUUUUAUUUUUAAAUAAGUGCUUUGUCUUUUCUGCCUUUUCUAGGGGUGGGGAGCACUGUAGAGGGACUGACAUAGAAAGCUCUGUUUUACACACAUUCAGCCCAAUUUAGGUGGCAUUUUUAUCUGACAUUUAUAAGGCACAUACCCACUAAUAACAUUUUUCUAAUGCUUUAUGUCUUAAAAAAUACUGUUAAGACACAUUAAUAUUUGAUCUCCGAUGCAAUGUAGGAACUAGGCUUUCAUUCAUUCAACAAGUAUUGGAGGGCCUAACUUGUAUCAGGGUGGCACAAGUGGUUUGCAAUUGACUAUUCACCUAAAGUUUGGCAGUUUGAACUCAGAGGCACUGUGGAAGAAAGGCCUGGUGAUCUGCUUCCAUAAAGAUGGUAGCCAAGAAAACCCUAUGGAGCAGUUAUACUGUGUAACACAUGGGGCUGCUAUAAGUCUGAUUCAACCUGACAGCAA